GCUGGGGAACUACAGGGGAGACCGUUUUUCGCUCCUGUACACAGGAAACAUAUGAACCUUUGUUUAACAUAGGAGAAAUAUAUAAUUAUUACAUCUUAAACGUUAAAAAAUGACGGAAGAUGUGGAUAACUGGGAGGAAGAUUUGGAAGAGGACGCCGUGAUAGCAAAUGUCAUCAAAAACUUGAAUAUACAGAAACAACAUACUUUUUCUGAAGUACAUCCAUUAACUGAAAGAGUGGACUCUGUCGCAUUGCCAUGUGGUCAUCAAAUGCCAGCAGACUAUGUUGUGGCUUGGUUCAAGUAUUAUCUUAAACAGAAAAAUACCGAAUUUUUCUGCCCUGGCUUUAAUGAUGUUCAGAGGAAAACCUGUGGCGCAAAUCUCUCUUAUCAGGAAAUCUGUCAGCUGAUACCACUGACAGACAAACAACGGGAAUUCUUAGAGGAGAACCUCGCUGCACUUGUUGCUAGAAGGCUGUUUGACUUUAAAGCUUGUCCAGGAUGUCAGUCUCAUGUGGAAAGAAGAGAUCGAAGUAACCUGUGUGUAAACUGCAUUAUCUGCACGGCCAACAUGAAACGGACUUACUACUUCUGCUGGAACUGCCGGAGGGAAUGGAAGGGGCCGGCCAAUAAUGCUGUGCGGUGUGACAAUAAUGGCUGUGGACAGAGAGUGAGAACUUCAGAUCCUCUUAAGCCAUGCAAACCCGAGAUCAAAAGGGAAAUGCUUAGAGAAGAGGGAGAAGAUAUUUACCCAAUGAAAGACAAAUCCCCUGACAGAAAACGUCUGGCUUUGCUCAUCAACAAUGUCGAGUUUAAACACAUAGAUGACAGGACCGGGGCAGACAAGGAUGAACUGAGAAUGGAGAUGCUGCUGAAGGGUCUGGGUUACACUGUGGUGACACUCAGAGACCUCACUGCACUGGGCAUGCUUGCUGCCAUGCGAGACUUCGCCCAGCGCGAGGAACAUGUCCAGUCGGACAGCUGCUUUGUGGUGUUGAUGUCACAUGGAGAUGCCAAUGGAAUCUGUGGAGUUUUUAAUUCCCCCAGCAGUGACGAUGAAGAGGACAUUUUCCAAACAGAUGAAAUUUUUAAUUGCUUGAACACUCCAAACUGUGCUGGAUUGAGGGACAAGCCAAAAAUUAUCCUCAUCCAGGCGUGUAGGGGUGAUAGAGAAGGCAGUGUAGAUGUCCAGGAUGGUGUGUCAAGACACAGGAGAGGAAAAGAGCACCGUGAAAAAGACUUCUGCUGCCUGAGGUCCUGUACUCCAGACACGGUGUCCUAUAGAAACAAAGAGAAAGGCUCACACUUCAUUCAAGACAUUGUGGAAAUAUUUAAUGAGCACGCCUGCCAGGACCACAUCGAGGAGCUCUUCAGAAAGGUCCUUAAGAAGUUUAAGGAGAAACAUCCAGAUCAGAUGCCAUCCAAAGAAAGAACAACAUUAUCUAAAAGAUUCUACCUCUUCCCAGGGUUGUAAAACACAGCUCCUACAACUUCAGCUCUUCUUUUUAUAUUAGAAACAUGAUGUACGCAUCUUUAUCAUAUUUGGGGAAAACAUGGAAUUUAUCACAUUUAAAUCAGUUUGCAUGUUCAUAUAAUUCAUGAAUAUGAUUUAGCUUGCUGUCUAUCUUGAAGCUCUAGCAUUAAAGCACCCCCAC
This is a messenger RNA of Rhinichthys klamathensis goyatoka, 1652 nucleotides long. RefSeq names its product caspase 23, apoptosis-related cysteine peptidase (gene casp23). NCBI's taxonomy places the organism in Eukaryota, Metazoa, Chordata, Actinopteri, Cypriniformes, Leuciscidae. Bases 110 to 1471 code for a protein of 453 amino acids. The transcript has 11 exons. Gene Ontology annotation, molecular function: cysteine-type endopeptidase activity. Gene Ontology annotation, biological process: proteolysis. The record is from RefSeq and is a predicted model, not a curated record.